ACGCCCCGUCGCCCCGACCGUCCGGCGCCGCCGCCCGCCGUCCUCGCAGCGCAGUCCGGCUCCUCCCAGCCCCAGUCAGGGCGGCUCCGCCUCCGCCUGUUUGGCUUCCGGGUGGUCCGGCGGCAGGGGCAGCCGAGCAGGCCCCUCGCGGCCUCGCCGCGAGCCCGCGACGCCGGGCGGCAGUAGAGCCCCGCCCCCACGACCAGCCGAUCGGCGAGCGGCGGGCCGGCAGCCAGCGGCGCCGACUGGCUCCACCCUCCCUGCACCCUCGGCUCUUCAAUUCAAGCAAACCAGCAAGGUAAAGCAACAAAUUCUUGGCUCCGCCACUGCUCCGCGGCUCCGCCCGUCUGCCCGAGUGCCUGACGCCGCCAUGCCGAACACCCUGCAGCAGCCGCAUCUGGCAAGUCUCGACAAGUCGACGUCGACGUUGCAGCACACUGCCGUUGUUUGACUUGGCUGUGUGGCGCCGGCAGGCUUGCGGACGGCGGCGCUCCCUUCUCCCUGUCGCCACAAGCACGACCUCUUCGGCUCUUCCCUCCACGGCUCCACCCCUCCAAGCUCGAGCUCCGCAUCCAGGAUUCUAGGUACGCCAACGACUGGGCCUAGGCGAGCGGCGGCCCAGCCUGUUGUCGGCGACGAGCGCAUCCUCCAGAAUUACUAGGGUGUGCAUGUUCCUAUGCUGGGUCCACCCCUGCAGGACGUCCUAGCUGUGAAGUGUGCGGAGAUGUACCGUGGCAGUCUUGAUCGCUUCAAGAAGGCGCAGACCUUGGAGCCCUUCUCGGUACAGUCCGGAUCCGGCGGCAAGAAUGCACCUGCAGCUGCAAGAACAGCAAAAGUGCCACCUGUUCCAUUGACAGUGCCACAGAAUUCUAAUUUCGUGUCAGGUCAGAACCACCAAAGUCUGCAAGGCGCCAGCUCGAGGGUGGCUGGGCAAGAUGGUGUUGCUGCUGGACAUGUUGGAUCACAUGUUGGUGGAGGGCAGUCGACAUGGCAGCCUCCAGACUGGGCGAUUGAGCCACGCCCUGGGGUCUACUAUCUUGAUGUGUUGAAAGAUGGGGAGGUCAUUGAUAGGAUCAAUCUAGACAAGAGAAGGCAUAUAUUUGGGAGGCAAGUGCCUGCUUGUGAUUUUGUGUUGGAUCAUCAGUCUAUUUCACGCCAGCAUGCUGCUGUCAUUCCACACAGGAAUGGAAGCAUCUAUGUUAUCGACUUAGGAUCUGUUCAUGGCACAUUUGUUGCAAAUGAGAGAUUAAUGAAAGACAAUCCUGUUGAACUUGAAGUUGGACAGUCACUUCGCUUUGCUGCAUCAACCAGAAUCUAUAUACUGCGAAAGAACACAGCUGCACUGUUCCCAACUCCUAGCCUUCCAUCAGAUGUCAGUUUGCCAUCUCCACCAGACCCCAACGAUGAAGAUGCUGUUGUGGCAUAUAAUACAAUACUUAACCGCUAUGGUAUUAGUAAAUCUGACCUAUCGCCCAGUUCCAAAGGUUCAUCAGGAGGUGCCUCUGGUGCAAAUGAUGAUAACCAUACAGUUGAAAGGCCCUUAAAGAGAAGUAAAAAGUUGAGAGUAUCCUUUAGAGAUCAGGUUGGAGGAGAACUUAUCCAAGUGGUCGGCAUUUCAGAUGGUGCAGAUGUUGAAACUGAACCAGGCCCUAUAGGUGUGAAGGAAGGUAGCCUUGUUGGGAAGUAUGAAUCUCUUGUACAGGUUACUGUCGUACCGAAAGGAAAGGAGCAAAUUUCACCAAACGGAAGUACCUCCACAAGCGGGGUAACAGAUAAGCUACAGGAGGUUCUUAGAAAAGUUAAGAGCACAACAAGAAGUCGAAUUUAUGAUGACCUUUUUGGGGAUUCUAUUCCAGCAAAAGUGGGCUCUUCUUGGGCAUACAAAUCAGAUGAUCAGUCAGAUAAAGACAAAGCUGUUGAGAAGACACAUAUCUCGAAUUUGAACAUGAACUCAGCUGAUGAUAGUGAUGACUUGUUUGGUGACUCAUGAUCCAGCAUUUUCAACAAAUACAACCAAAUGGAUUUUCAGAAAUUUAUGGAGUUGUUUUGUUUGUCAAGGGUAUUUUUCUCAGUUCUACAUGGUUAUACCCUGCUGCAAAUCAAGGUAUCUGAAAUCCUUCCCCCCUGCAAUCAGAGUUUGUUUUUUCUUGCAAGAAUGGCUGCUGAUCUUGUAACAAGAUUGAGAACAAGAAACAGACAGAGUUCUUAUGGUUGCUGAAUUAUGUAAAACUCGAAAUGUGCAACAGUAUUUUGCAAUGUGAUGGAAAUAGUUUAAAAUAUUUUUGGGUAAACUUGCUUAGGUACAGAGCAUGAGAUUUUUCAGGAUAUAAGCUAACCAAGGCGCCAUUAUAAUAUUUACCUGGAAAGCGGCAUGUAAGUUAUGGUUUAUGUCCGCAUCAGGAACCCCAACAGCAUGAUCAGUAUUUUAGCCACAACAUUGGCUCGCGUA
This is a messenger RNA of Panicum virgatum (switchgrass), 2449 nucleotides long. Its product is annotated as protein phosphatase 1 regulatory inhibitor subunit PPP1R8 homolog. The record is from RefSeq and is a predicted model, not a curated record. The transcript has 6 exons. Gene Ontology annotation, molecular function: mRNA binding; protein binding. Lineage: Eukaryota; Viridiplantae; Streptophyta; Magnoliopsida; Poales; Poaceae. Bases 677 to 1990 code for a protein of 437 amino acids.